GCAGAGCUGUCAAAUAUAAAGUUUGAAGUUUCAUUGUUUGAUGAUUUAAAAUUUUCUUUUUAUAAAAAACACUGCUUUCUAGAUCUUAUAGAUGUUUUAAAACACAUUCAUAUUUAAAAAGAUGGUAAAACUAACAGCAGAAAUAAUUCAAAACUCCAUGCAAUACAUAAAUCCAGUCAAAGAUAGAGAACUGGAUUUGAGAGGCUAUCGAAUACCUGAAAUUGAAAACCUAGGAGCUACAGGAGAUCAGUUUGAUACAAUUGAUUUUUCAGAAAAUGAUGUCAGAAAGUUAGAUGGCUUUCCAUAUUUACCUCGGAUAAAAUGUUUACUGAUGAAUAAUAACCGCAUAGUACGUAUUGGAGAACAGUUACAGGAAUACAUCCCCAAUUUAGAAACCCUUGUAUUGACUGGAAAUUAUUUAGCUGAACUCAGCGAUAUUGAUCCAUUAGUUCCAUUAGAAAAACUCAGUACCUUAAGUUUGAUGUAUAACCCUAUCACCGCAAAACUACAUUAUAGGUUAUACUUGAUAUAUAAAUUACCCCAACUGAAAUUACUUGACUUCCGUAAAAUUAAGAUGAAGGAGAGGGAAGAGGCAGAAAGGUUAUUCAAGAGUAAAAAAGGAAAGGAUAUACAGAAAGAAAUUGUGAAGAGAGCCAAGACAUUUGUACCUGGUGGUAAUGCAAAUAGUAUUGCAAAAAGUAGAGGAUUGACUGAUGAAGAAAUCAAGAAGAUCAGGGAAGCUAUCAACAAAGCCAAUUCACUGCAAGAAGUCGAAAGGUUGCAGAAAAUAUUACAGUCAGGACAAAUACCCGGAAAUGAAUUUAUUCCAAAUUCUCGUCACAAAAAUGGAACAAUGGAUUAUAACUGAAAAAUAAAAGGAGUCAGUUUCAGAAAAAUUUAUCUUUCAGAUUUGGAUUGUGUCAUUUGUGAUCCUUAGCAGUAAGCUUAGAUUAUAAUUCGAUAGCAUAUUUUAUCUCAACUGGGAAAUUUUAAUCAUGUCUAAACAGUCUUAGCCACGUCUCAAAUUAUCAAUCCAUCAGAAAAUGAAUUUUUUGAAUAUUUAUACUCGAUUUUUGUUUUGAAAUGAUACAUUAUUUUCAGGCUUUAUAUACCAUAGUCCGGAAUUAUUUCAUCCUGACCUGUCACUUAUGACUGCAGCAAACAGGGCCCCCGCUACCAUAUGUGCAAAGUGUGCAAUGCACACGGGCGUCAUCCUUUAGGGGCGCCAAAACCCAGGCGUCAAAAAUUUAAAAAUAAUUUGCAAAAAAAAAAUUAAUUUUAAAACAAAAGUUGAGAAAUUAAAUAGGAUUAGGUACAGUAGGAAAAAUGAAAGAAUACCCAUGAACGAACAUAUAAAACACGCUGUAUUUUCCUGUCACCGUGUCACACAAAAAAUUGGCCAGCGCAAGUACAUGUAAUAAUUAUUGUUACAUGUACUUGCACUGGACAAUUUUCUUUGUGACACGGUGACAGGAAAAUACAGCAUGUUUUGUAUGUUCGUUCAUGGGUAUUCUUUCAUUUUUCCGACUGUAUAAAUAUUAAAUACACACGAAACAUAUUUAAAUUAAAUGACAGCGAUCUUUUAAAACGUCGUUUUGUUCUUGAAGAAUGACUGACAGAUCAGGAUAAUAAGGAUAGGUAUAGACUCCAAUGAUUUGUUUAAUGAAAUUAAAAAGUUAUUUUCAUUACCUGAUGAUACUGACCCCUUAAGUCUUUUACAAUAUAUAUUUGAAAACAAUUUAAUCUUCAACCUUCCAAACGUAACCAUUUCACUAAGAAUUCUUUUGACAUUACCUGUAUCUUUAGCUGCUGACGAGCGAUCUUUUCCAAAGUUAAAAUCAUUUGGACAAUGCUUCAAGAACGAUUGCCUAGUCUAGCAAUAUUAGCAAUUGAACAAGACAUUUUUGAUGGUAUAAAUGUUGAGAUGUAAUUGAUGAAUUUGCAACAGCAAAGUUUCAGAAAAUAUCGCUACUACAGCAGCUAUUUUUUAUUUUUCCAUUGUACCUAGAUAUAGCCCAGUAAAUGAACGUGCAAUACGGCGAUACCGUGUAAUUUUCAAGGUGACCAACGAAUUACACGAAAAUUUGGAUGUAGGUUCUACCCUUACCCUCCACCUCAAAGUUGGACUUGUGUCGUUGGUUGCUUUUGCUUGGGGAGUGAAUAUUACCCCUUCUCGGUGGUGAAAAAAUAUAGGUUUAAAAUAAAUCCAAAAAUGAAUAAACUGACUAAUUCUAAGCAAAUUUUGUUCUAUAGAGUUUUGCAACUGAAUCAAUACUUUUUGAGUCAUUUGCGAGUGAAAAUGUUUAUUUUUCAACAAAAAAAAACACGUUUUUAGACGGUUUUUCGUAAAUAAUUCAAAAUCUAAGUAUUUUAUCGAAAUAUAUUGUUAUCAAAAAUGUAGCUUAUAAAAAAACGAAAAAAAUGGUGUAUUCAUGAAGUCUAUAGGCCUAGUAAAAGCAAAAUUGGAGCUCAUGAGAAAAACUUUCUUAUUCGUCAAAUUCCAAAUCGAAUAUUUCAACGUGAAAUAACCAAAAAAAUUUAACACUUUUUGGGAAAAACUCGUUAAAACUUAUUAUGACUUCUAAACUUUAGUUUUUUGCUUUAUUUCAAGAACCUACCUAUCGACCUACCUUCUAAAAAAUCAAUAAAUAAACAUGAACCAAAAUGCCUAAGGGACGCCAAAAUCCUUUUUUUGCACACAGGCGCCAGCAGCUCUUACGGGGGCCCUGGCAGCAAAUAUUAUCAAAAGACAAUGCAGCAAUGGUUGGAGCUUUAGCAUCAGUCAGGAAAAUAACUCUAUCAUUGCUGCAUCGCCUCUGGUGUUUGCCACAAUCGUAGACAAAACAUCAGGAAGAAAUAAUUUCAGAUCACUAUGAAUAAGGCAAUGAAUCAGAAAAUGCAUCAUUAGUAUUUUUUGAGUGUUUGAAACAGGCAUGUAUAAGUAUUUUUCCAGUUGAUUGAUUUUCUCUUUGGUUUCACAAAUAAAAUUUAAAAUACAACAAAUUAUAUGGUCCAAAUUCUGAAGACAAAUCACGGAGAUGUAUGGUAAAGUAUUUUUAAAACAUUAAUGUUAGUUUAACUUCUAAAAACAUUUUCUUCAUUUAUUUGUAAUUUUGUGAUUAGUUGAUAAGAACAUGAUACAUGAUAUGAUACACAAUAAAUUUUUGUACAAAAGGUUGAAAA
Diabrotica virgifera virgifera (western corn rootworm) is the source of this 3183-nucleotide messenger RNA. It is a transcript of the gene U2A, whose product is annotated as U2 small nuclear ribonucleoprotein A'. Lineage: Eukaryota; Metazoa; Arthropoda; Insecta; Coleoptera; Chrysomelidae. Gene Ontology annotation, cellular component: U2 snRNP. Gene Ontology annotation, molecular function: protein binding; U2 snRNA binding. The record is from RefSeq and is a predicted model, not a curated record. The transcript has 5 exons. Gene Ontology annotation, biological process: mRNA splicing, via spliceosome. The coding region runs from base 122 to 868 and encodes 248 amino acids.